ACGGGCAAAACACACUCAGCCUGUUACGUUGUUCCCGCCCGUCGCCACCCUAAAUUUCGCCUCUGUUUCCCGAAUUUCCUUUCACUUACUAGAAAAAACUUUAAAACCCUCAAGUUUCACUUUUGGAACCAACAUGAAGCGCUCUCGCCUCCACUGCUCCUCUAGCCGCAACAUCCGUGUCCUCAACCCUCCGCCAGCUGCUGCUGCUGCUUCUGCUUCUGCUUCUGCUUUUCGGUGGGCUCACGCGCCACUUCUUCCGUAAUUUCUGCCUAUGCACCUUCGCCGAAGGUUUGGGAGAUGACGAGGGUAGGGGUCUUGAUCGUGUCGGCGCCGGAUGUGAAUGUGAAAAUGGGGCAGCGGCAGGGAGAGCAAGUGAGUCAUUUCUUGGACAAAUGCUUCUUUUGCAAGAAGGAGCUGUGUCAGAUUGAUGAAAGAUUUAUGUACGGUGACGUUCGUGCAUUUUGCACUCCUGAAUGCCGCUUUAAGCAGAUUGCUGUUGACAAGGAGAAGGAGAAAGUUUCUAAACAAUCAACUGGAACAAAGACAGAGUUUAGCAGGAAGAAUGAUUUGCAGUAUCGGCGUGGUGCUCAACCGCAGAAGCACGCAUAUUAACUUUGUCCUUCAUAACUAGUUAGUUCACUAACUCUGGUGGUGCACAGCUUGUCAAGUUUUUGAGAUUGGCAUGCACUUGUUCACAUGGCAUCAUGGCUGACACAUCAUCAGUAUGGUACACUUGCACUAGUGGUUUUUCUAGGAGUAAAAUCUCUAGGUUUUCGGAGGAUUUAACAUUUUGUUUCAACUUUGAAGCGGAAUUAUGAUGCCAUGAUAUGAUAUUUUUAAUCUUUCAAAAUGCUCCUUGCUCGGAUAGUUUGUUCACUCAUAUAUCAUUUGGUUACAGUUACAGGUUCUUCUCCACUCUCUCAAUCCAUUUUACUGAUAUUUACAAUUUUCAGAAGAUGAAUUUCACUUCUUUUUUUUGUUGGA
Messenger RNA from Theobroma cacao (cacao), 984 nucleotides. NCBI's taxonomy places the organism in Eukaryota, Viridiplantae, Streptophyta, Magnoliopsida, Malvales, Malvaceae. The record is from RefSeq and is a predicted model, not a curated record.